GAGCACCAAACACACCGAAAAUGCAAUUCUACAGUUCCUAAUCUGGCAUGAGUAUAUGAUCCCUACUCCCUAGUCUGUAUGAACAGGAAAUGUUUGUUGGAGAGGGCAGGGAAAACAUCUAGGUCAUAGGUUUCCGAACGGGUUGGCUUUGAUGGAGCAAUAGAACAAGUGGGCUGAAAGCUUGAAGUAAUGAACGGCUCGAGUUGUGCAGCUUUGCCCCGCAUUUUUUUUUGAAAAGUGCAGCGUUCCUCCGUUUCGCUUCUCCCGCUCCCUUCCGCAACGGCGUACUCCCUCCGCCGCCCGCCGACCGCCGACUCCCGCCGCAAAAUCCUGCGUCAGAAGCGCCGAUUCUCGGACGUCCUCCGGAUCUGAGACACCGAGCGCACUACGAGCUGUAGCUGUAGUGCAGUGACCUAAAAAUGAGUGAGGGGGAUGCUACUCAGCUUGCCCUUGAGAAAGGAUUACCGCAAGUGUCUAAUGAUGAUGGUUCGAGUAGUCCUGCAACUAUGCACAAGUUGAAAGUUGACACAGAAGAUGCUGGAAGCAAAAUUGAAUCACCCACUCCAGAGAAGCUUGAAUCUAGAAGCAAAGGGGUUGUUGUGAGUUCGUUGGCAAGGAAUUUACUUGCAGAGAGGUACAAAGAUAGAUUUGCAAAUCAGUUCCUGGAAGAUGAGGGUGACAUAGAUGAUGAAGACUAUAAUGACAGUAUUUCGCCAGGCAUGAGCCGAUCUCAGAGAUCAAGAAGCAUUGAACUUCUGGAGAAGCACAAGGAUUUACUGAAUCUUUUUAAUAGAAUGGAGAGUUCUAUAAGGUUGCUACGCUUACGGAAGAGGAUGGCUACAUUUAAUAAUAUUGCCACCCAGGUGGAAAUACUCGCAAAAAGGAAGUUAUCGUACUGUCAUUUGGCCCAAAUGAAGUAUUUGUUUCCAGAAGCAAUCCAGAUUAAGAGGGUACUUCUACAUGACGAGAAAAGCCUAUGCAUGUAUGCUGAUAUGGAAAUCAUACUUGUAAUGGAUGUUGUGGAAUACACAAGUACUGAUCACUCUCCAUCCAUGACAAUUUGCGAUGCUUUUUACUCGAAGCUUUUGACAUUUUUGGAUGCUCAUCAUAAGUCACAAUUGCUAUUUAUGCAGGGUACAGACAUUCCAGAGGCAAUCUUACCAGAACCCUUUAACUUGAGGUCAAGGGGCCAGUUAAAUCUUGAGGCAUCACAUAAUGGACAUGCUGCUGAGCCACAUCUGCAAGGCACCACUAAGGAUGGAUUCUCAAAUGCUUCCCACUUCCCACAAUCUUUUCGAAAGCUAAUGUCCCAGAAAGUCAUUACUGAUGGAGCUGAAAGGACUCAAUUGCUACUUGAUCCAACAAAACUGAGCUCUGUGAGUGCUUAUGAUACAGAAGGAACAAACAGAAGCCCUAAAAAGCAAGACAAACAUGCUUCAGUUACAGUGAACUCUGAAAUUUCUGCUACUCCAAGCCGUCAUUUGAUCUCUCGUUGUCAAGAGGGUACGCCAAAACAAGAGACCUUAGAAUCACCACUGUUGGCUCAAACACCAGCAACUCAGACACCCAAAAGGCAAUUGCCCACUCCACUUGAGAAACUUGAGGCCACAUGUGGACACAUUUCUGAACCACGUUCAGCUAGUUCUGCCCGCAGAUCACUAAAUACAUCUUUAAAAUUUGAAGGGGGAAGCCCUUCUUAUCAUGAUAGAAUGGAACAUGUGGCUACAUCUAAAAUUGGAAUUCUCUCGGAAGAUUCAUCUAGUUUCAACAAGUCAUUAGAGGAGAAUGGUCCUGUCUUCUUUACUGAUAGAGACAAAAUCAAUCUGGCAGACCCAGUGGGUGUCCAGGAAAAGAUGGCUUCGUUACGUUCCACAUUUGGCAUCGUCUGCGAUAUUUCUCAUUCUAUCAAGAAUUCGCUAAUUACAAAACAGGAGCUUUUCCAUAAUAUUCUUGCCAACAACUUGGAGAUAGAACAGAUGGGAGAGAUAGAAGAGCAGCUACAUAUUUUAGAGGAUCUGGCUCCCAAUUGGAUAUCUAAGAAGGUGAUAAAUGGAGAAGAAAUACUUUACAGCUUUGAAACUAUAGCAGAUCAGAAUUCAGUGUGGGAAAGGCUUGUAGAAGCUGUGUGAGGUGUGGAAUAGCUGGGAUUGGUUUAAAGCUAAAGAAUCAGCCGCAUAGUACUAUGUAUGUAACGCUAACGGAACCCAUCAAACAGCCACAUUUUCUCAUCAUGGAAUCCUCAGGAUUGCUCGUCUUAUUCAAUUUUAAUUUUUUCUUCUGUUGCAUUGCUAAUGUGCUAAUUACAUGCUUAAUACUGAAAUUUCUACAAGACAUAAA
Zea mays is the source of this 2337-nucleotide messenger RNA. Its product is annotated as CDT1a protein. The coding region runs from base 420 to 2129 and encodes 569 amino acids. NCBI's taxonomy places the organism in Eukaryota, Viridiplantae, Streptophyta, Magnoliopsida, Poales, Poaceae. The record is from RefSeq and is a predicted model, not a curated record. Gene Ontology annotation, molecular function: DNA polymerase binding; DNA binding. Gene Ontology annotation, biological process: mitotic cell cycle; DNA replication checkpoint signaling; DNA replication preinitiation complex assembly. The transcript has 8 exons. Gene Ontology annotation, cellular component: nucleus.